AUGAGAAGCCAACGAGCAGCGGCGAGAGAACGCGUGAAUGUAGCACCCAGAGUUGCUGUGUACGUCAACCCCGACCACGUCCGGCCCCACGAGUGCCGCGCCACCCAAGUGCUUGUCACUGUUGAUCUGACUCUCCCGUGGUGGGGCCCACAGACGCUCGAGUCGGCCGGCGGGGUGUUCAGGCUCGGCUUCUUCGUCCCGCCCGGCAGCUCCGACGGCAGGGCCUACCUCGGCAUCUGGUACGCCACCAUCCCGGAGCAGACCGUCGUGUGGGUCGCCAAUCGCCGGAAUCCGGUCGUCAGACCUCCCGCCGUCCUCACUCUCUCUGCCGAUGGCCGGCUUGUGAUCCUCGACGGCCGUAACGCCACCGUGUGGUCCUCCGACGACGCUGCCGGCUCGGGCGACGUAGCCACCCGCGCCACCGCGCAGCUGCUCGACAACGGCGACCUGGUCGUGAGCCACGGCGGGGAGAGUCAAAGUGGAUCGACGACGGGUCGGACCGGCGUGGCGUGGGAGAGCUUCGACUACCCGACGGACACGCUGCUCCCCGGCAUGAAGCUCAGGGUGGACGGCAGGAGCGGCAUCUCCAGGAACACCACGUCAUGGCGCAGCGCGGCCGACCCCUCGCCGGGGGCCUACACGUUCAAGCUCGUCAGCGGCGGCCUGCCCGAGUUCUUCCUCUUCCGGGGCCUGUCCAAGUCGUACGCCAGCGGGCCGUGGAACGGCGCGGAGCUCACCGGCGUGCCCAACCUCAAGUCCAGGGACUUCAUCUUCACGGUCCUGUCCAACCCCGACGAGACCUACUACACCUACUACGUCAGCGACCCGUCGGUGCUAUCGCGCUUCGUGCUCAACGGCACCAUGGGGCAGGUGCAACGCUUCUCGUGGCACCGGAGCGGCGGCGGAGGCGGCUGGAGUGGCUUCUGGCACUUCCCGCUCAACCCGUGCGACGGCUACGCCAGGUGCGGGGCGUUCGGGUACUGCGACGUCGGCCAGUCCCCGCUGUGCAGCUGCCUGCCGGGGUUCCGGCCGCGGUCGCCUCAGCGGUGGAGCCUCGGGGACGGCUCCGGCGGCUGCGUCAGGACGACCAACCUGAGAGGAGGAAGAAGAACGGUUGUGGGCCCCACCUGUCAUAACGGUCAACUUAACGGUCAAACUAAACAGAGUUGA
Molecule: messenger RNA, 1170 nt
Organism: Aegilops tauschii subsp. strangulata
Lineage: Eukaryota; Viridiplantae; Streptophyta; Magnoliopsida; Poales; Poaceae
Product: receptor-like serine/threonine-protein kinase SD1-8
Biological process (GO): recognition of pollen
Source: RefSeq, a predicted model, not a curated record